This is a messenger RNA of Ostreococcus lucimarinus CCE9901, 999 nucleotides long. RefSeq lists its product with no specific name. The transcript is spliced from 2 exons. Gene Ontology annotation, molecular function: 5'-flap endonuclease activity; metal ion binding. The annotation marks the transcript as partial. The record is from RefSeq and is a predicted model, not a curated record. NCBI's taxonomy places the organism in Eukaryota, Viridiplantae, Chlorophyta, Mamiellophyceae, Mamiellales, Bathycoccaceae.
AUGGGCAUCAAGGGCCUGCCCGCCGUCCUCGAGCCGUACUGCGAGCGCGUGCACGUCGGUGAAUACGCGCCCGGCACGCGAUGCGCGGUGGACGCCUACAGCUGGCUGCACAAGGGCGCGUUCGGGUGCGUCGACGCGCUCGCGCCCGGAGGCGAUCGCGCGUGGGAGCGACGACCGGGCGCGACGGCGCCGUACGUGAAAUACGCCGUGCACCGAGCGAACAUGCUGAGGCAUCACGGGAUCGAACCGGUGAUCGUGUUCGACGGCGACAGAGCGCCGGCGAAGCGAGGCGAGGAACGCGCGAGACGCGAGCGACGGGCGGCGCUGUUGGAGCGAGGAGAGCGGGCGCGCGCGGCGGGCGAUAAGGAGGGAGCGUUUCGGGCGUUUUCGGGGGCGAUCGAUGUGACGCCGGAGAUGGCGAGGGAGCUGAUCGUGGCGCUGAAGAGGGAGAAAUUCGAGUUCGUCGUCGCGCCGUACGAGGCUGACGCGACGAUUGCGUCGCUCGCUCUCACGGCGAAGGAACGGGGGGGGGUAGAUUUAGUGUUCACGGAAGAUUCCGAUCUCGUGGCGUACGGGUGUCCGCGCGUAGUGUUUAAGUUGGAAAAAUCCGGCGAUGCGAAGGAGCUGAGGUUGGCGACGAAUAAACCGAAAAGCAAAGGUCCGCCGCCGCUGGAUUUCACUGGGUGGGACUACGAAUUAUUUCUAAGCUUGUGCGUGUUGUCGGGGUGCGAUUUCUUGGACAACAUUCGCGGCUUGGGUAUCAAAAAAAUGUACAAUAUUUUGAACAAACAUCGAUGUGUCGACGCGGUGUUCGCCGAAUUGAGGGCGAAUGAAAAAAUUAAGGAUUUGAUCGCGGAAGGGUACGAAGUGGAGUGGAGAAAGGCACGAAUGAUUUUCAAGCACGCGUUGGUGUGGGACCCCCACGCCGGCGCGCUUCGACACCUCACGCCGGUUCCCGAGCAUUGCGAGUUCGCGAACGAUUUGAGUUUUCUCGGGCCG